Conger conger (European conger) is the source of this 2346-nucleotide messenger RNA. Its product is annotated as glutaminase liver isoform, mitochondrial-like. NCBI's taxonomy places the organism in Eukaryota, Metazoa, Chordata, Actinopteri, Anguilliformes, Congridae. Bases 168 to 1964 code for a protein of 598 amino acids. Gene Ontology annotation, biological process: L-glutamine catabolic process. The record is from RefSeq and is a predicted model, not a curated record. The transcript is spliced from 18 exons. Gene Ontology annotation, molecular function: protein binding; glutaminase activity.
UGUCACUGGCUUUACCAGAAGUAAUACGCAGCUGUUGAUACAAAAUGAACGCUUUCAACGGGCAGGACGCUGGAAUAGUUAUAGUUUGCUAAAUCUCUUUCUGCACACAACUACUACGUAACGUAUACAUUUUCAAACAUAAUUUCCAUUUUGCACAAAAGUACAGUAUGUAUUGUUUAAAAAGUUUACUGGCGAGAAACCCGCGGGUUUUACAGCGGCUGGUGAAAGAUCCAAAGCAGGUUUUGUUUCAGUGUAACAGGAGCUUUUUUGCGAAGAAAGGAGCAGUUUGUCGGUUAUUCUGCACUGACAGGACACUUCAUCCCAUCGCCACGGACACGAAAAAUGAAAGUAGAAAAGGUCUAUUAUCAGGGCUGGGGGACAUGCUGUUCUACACCAUCACAGAGGGAGAAGAGCGCAUUCCAGUGACCCGCUUUAUGUCUGCGCUGAGGAGCACAGGCCUGCUGACCUCUGACCCCCGUCUGCAGGAGUGCAUGGGCAAGCUGAGGCAAGCCACAAAGGAGUCCAUCACUGAGGUCCUGAUGGACAGGGAGCUUUUCCAAAAGUGUGUGGGCAGUAACAUUGUCUUGCUGACCCAGGCCUUCAGGAAGAAAUUCAUCAUCCCAGAUUUUGAGCCCUUCGUUUCGACCAUCGACCAGAUCUACAACACUACGCAGAAGCACGAGGAGGGGCAGGUAGCUGACCUGAUUCCCCACCUGGCGAAGACCAGCCCUGACCUCUGGGGCGUGUCCCUGUGCACAGUGGAUGGGCAGAGGCACUCGGUGGGGGACACCAAGGUGCCGUUCUGCCUGCAGUCCUGCGUGAAGCCCCUGGAGUAUGCCAUGGCGGUGGACGAGGUCGGCACUGAGCGCGUGCACCAAUACGUGGGCAUGGAGCCCAGCGGCCUGAAGUUCAACAAGCUGUCACUCGACGAGGAAGAGAAACCCCACAAUCCAAUGGUCAAUGCUGGAGCAAUAGUCAUCACCUCUCUUAUCAAGCCUGACUCAAACAUGGCAGAGAAGUUUGACUACAUGAUGAAUUUUCUCAAUGAGAUGGCAGGCAGAGAGUAUGUGGGCUUCAACAAUGCCACGUUCCAAUCAGAAAAGGAGACUGGGGACAGGAACUUUGCGAUUGGCUACUACAUGAAAGAAAAAAGGUGCUUUCCUGAAGGGGUUGAUAUGAUUGACGCUCUAGAUUUCUACUUCCAGCUCUGCUCCAUCGAGGUGACCUGUGAGUCGGGCAGUGUCAUGGCUGCCACUCUGGCCAACGGCGGCAUCUGUCCAAUCACAGGCCAGCGUGUGCUGAGUGCAGAGGCCGUGCGCAACACCCUGAGCCUCAUGCACUCCUGCGGCAUGUACGACUUCAGCGGGGAGUUCGCCUUCCACGUGGGUUUACCUGCCAAGUCGGCCGUGUCUGGGGCAGUGCUCCUGGUGGUGCCCAAUGUGAUGGGGGUGAUGUGUUGGUCGCCCCCUUUAGACAAAACCGGGAACAGCGUCCGGGGAAUUCAUUUCUGCCUGAAUCUGGUGUCCUUGUUCAACUUCCAUAAUUAUGACAACCUGAGGCACUUUGUGAAAAAGCUGGACCCGCGCAGGCAGUCCGGAGAGGACCGGAACAAGUCGGUGGUGAACCUGAUGUUUGCAGCGUACAGCGGAGAUGUUUCAGCACUGAGGAGGUUUGCCCUCUCCUCCAUGAACAUGGAGCUGAAGGAUUAUGACUCUCGCACAGCACUACAUGUAUCUGCUGCAGAGGGUCAUGUGGAGGUCGUGCAGUUUCUCACACAGGUCUGCAAGGUCAACCCCUUCGUGAAGGACAGGUGGGGGAACAUUCCCCUGGACGAUGCUGUGCAGUUUGGGCAGGAGGGGGUGGUGCAGGUCCUGCAGGAGUACCAUCACACCUACACCCCACAGGGGGUGCUGUCCCGCACAGAGGACCUCAGCAGGAUCGAGACAGUCGAGGGGAUGGUGUGAAGGAGGCCAUUUUAAAAGUCUGCCACAGUCAGAUGUGUUCUCUACCAAAAAUACAUGCAACCUAGCAUACCCACAUUGUAAUUUGCAAAAAAAACAUUCCUAUUUAUUUUUAUAAAAUGUGUUGACAUAUGAGAGAUGAUGAAUAGUAAACAUAAAACUCACACACAAGGCUACAAAUGCUAGCACAUUUUUGUCAUUCACACAAGGCAUCUGUGGCUAAUAUUUGUGACUAUUCUGUUUAUCUGUUUAAGUCUAAGUGCUUUAUAUUAAGUUGUUCUGUAUUAAUCUACAUGAAUGUUGAUUAAAUAUCUACUCAGGGAUGGAUGCACAGGAAUGUCAAAUAUCAAGCUUUCUAUUGUAUUAAAGUGUAAGUUGAAUAUCA